GAAAGAUGGAUGGGCGCCGGGCAGAGGAGGGGGCACCUGCGAUGGGAAUUGAGCCGUAAUUGCAGCCCUCGAAGGAGGGUCUUGAGGGGAGAGGGCUGCGCGUGGGUUACUUCGAGACCCGGUGCGGUGGAAAUAGAUUCCUGCCACCCUCUCCCCGUCACCUUAACGCAACUAUCUGCCUCACGUCGGCAGAAUAUCUUUACUGCCGGUCUUAGAGAUGGGAACAUCGAGGCCUGCAGAAGGGUCUCAACUAACAACCUACAAACCCCUCAUUUGACUCUAUCCCCCAGACAGAUCCCUCAGCUAGGGUGUAGUUUCCCCGGGACAGGAGGGUCAGGCCUCAGGAGUGGAGUGGAAACUGACACUCUGUCUGUACCCCCAGUAUUCCCACUUUCCUGUGUGGUGCAGCAGUAUGCCUGGGGGAAGAUGGGUUCCAACAGUGAAGUGGCUCGGCUGCUGGCUAGCAGUGACCCACUGGCCCAGAUCUCAGAGGACAAACCAUAUGCAGAGCUGUGGAUGGGGGCCCACCCCCGGGGAGAUGCCAAGAUCCUUGACAACAGCAUCUUGCAGAAGACCCUAGGCCAGUGGAUUGCUGAGAACCAGGACUGCUUGGGUUCGAAGGUCAAGGACACCUUUAAUGGCAAGCUGCCCUUUCUCUUCAAAGUGCUCUCAGUCGAAACGGCCCUGUCUAUCCAGGCACACCCUAACAAGGAGCUGGCAGAGAAGCUGCACCUCCAGGCUCCACAGCACUACCCCGAUGCCAACCAUAAGCCAGAGAUGGCCAUUGCCCUCACCCCCUUCCAGGGCUUAUGUGGCUUCCGGCCAGUUGAGGAGAUUGUGACCUUUCUGACAAAGGUGCCCGAGUUCCAGUUUCUAAUUGGAGAUAAUGCAGCAACACAGCUGAAGCAGAGCCUGAGCCAUGACUCCCAGGCUGUGGCCUCUGCUCUGCAGAGCUGUUUCUCCCACCUGAUGAAGAGCGAGAAGAAGGUAGUGGCGGAGCAGCUCAACCUGUUGGUGAAGCGGAUCUCCCAGCAAGUGGCUGCUGGAAACAACAUGGAGGACAUCUAUGGGGAACUCUUGCUGCAGCUGCACCAGCAGUACCCAGGUGAUAUCGGAUGCUUUGCCAUCUACUUCCUGAACCUGCUUACCCUGAAGCCGGGGGAGGCCAUGUUUCUGGAGGCCAACAUGCCCCAUGCCUACCUGAAAGGAGACUGCGUGGAGUGCAUGGCAUGUUCGGACAACACGGUGCGUGCUGGCCUGACACCCAAGUUCAUCGAUGUGCCAACUUUGUGUGAAAUGCUCAGCUAUAUCCCCAGCCCCAGCCAGGACAGGCUUUUUCCUCCAGCAUGGAGUCAGGAAGACCCCUACCUCUCUAUCUAUGAUCCCCCUGUGCCAGACUUCACCGUUAUGAAGAUGGAGGUGCCUGGCUCCGUCACUGAAUAUAGGGUCUUGGCGCUGGACUCUGCAAGUAUCCUCCUGAUGGUGCAGGGGACAGUGACAGCCAGCACCCGCACAGCCCAGGCCACAAUCUCCCUGAAGCGUGGCGGGGUGCUCUUCAUUGGGGCCAAUGAGAGUGUCUCACUGAAGCUCACGCUGCCUACGGACCUGCUGAUGUUCCGUGCCUGCUGCCUGCUGUAGAGGCCACAGCCUUCCUGGCUCUUCUCUGCCAGUCACCCUACAUCCUGGCCAGCCUCACCUCCUCAGGCCCAGCCCAAAUCCCUUCCCUGUUCCGGGCUCUUUGGGUAUACCCUGAAAGAGCUGGGGUAGAAGAGCUUGAAGUCAGUGACUCCUGAGCAGGCCUAGGCUGAACCGUCUUCUUCCUGGUAGGAGGGGCCCACGUGAGAACUGAGGGCUGAUACUCCCCUUGUAUUCUUGCCACCCUUGAGCCAGGCUCUCCUCGAUGCACGAAGCUGCAGCUGUUCCAGCCUAUAGCAUUAGGCAGGGUGGUGAAAUCUAUGAUUAGCUCAAUAUCAGUCACGGCAAGAUAGGUAAUUAAUUUGGAAGAACAGGGUUCUGGCCCCGGGACUGCCCAUUUCCUCAGUGCAGAGAAGGAGGGAAAAGGGUAGUCCUGUGGACUAAUGUUGCUGUGUCAAAGCAAUUAAAGAUCACCUGUGUUGA
Molecule: messenger RNA, 2118 nt
Organism: Globicephala melas (long-finned pilot whale)
Lineage: Eukaryota; Metazoa; Chordata; Mammalia; Artiodactyla; Delphinidae
Gene: MPI
Product: mannose phosphate isomerase
Biological process (GO): carbohydrate metabolic process; GDP-mannose biosynthetic process
Cellular component (GO): cytosol
Molecular function (GO): mannose-6-phosphate isomerase activity; zinc ion binding
Source: RefSeq, a predicted model, not a curated record